UGCACACAUGUACAUACAUACACACAGUGGGGCUUUGGAAGUGGGAGGCAGAGGCCACAAGGUCCCGCCAUGUGGCAGAUUCACCUUCCCACAACUCAAACAGGUUUCGUCAGGACAGUGUGGUCCCUGCGCAAUGCUCCUCCAGUACCGACUCCAGUACCGACUCCGGGCCUCUCUCCUCCGGUUCCUUUUAACAUCAGAAUUCUAAUUGUACUCCUGUUUCCAUUCUUUUAGAGAGCCUGUUCCACUUUCUCCAAUUUUACUUCCCAAACCAAUCUGACUGCUGCAAGAGGAGCUGAAGGACGACAGGCUGGCUCCUUUUGCCGUCACUGUCUGUCCCUGGCUUCCCGGCCCCAGCUGAACUCAGCCACCAGGAGCGCUCAGAGCCAGCCGAGGGCCGGCCACUCCCCGAACUCCUGCCAUGCCCGCUCUCCUCAGGGGCAGCGUGGGGGCAGUUUGGGAAAACAAGGGGCUCUGGAUCGGGCAACCCUGGUUCAAGUCCUAACUCUGCCACCCAGGACAGUCCCCACUCCUCCAGGAGCCUUGGGGGUCCUGUCAGCACCUGCACUGCAAAGCCACCACCAGUUAAAUCAUGCACCGUGCAUGGAACACCUGCCCUCUCCCUGUGCCGACCUGGCCCCUCCCGUGUGCGGACCCGGCCCCUCUCCCUGUGCGGACCCGGCCCCUCUCCCUGUGCCGACCUGGCCCCUCCCGUGUGCGGACCUGGCCCCUCUCCUGUGUGUGACACGCGGCACUUGGCUCUGUGCUUCGCAGGCCGACCACACCGAGAGCAGGGGCCACCGGGGCUUCACCAGAAGUAUGAAGGCCACACUAAGGGCUCAGAAACCAGCACCAGGGUCCAAAUGUUUGGAUCCUGGCUCUGCCACUUACAACGCGGUCACUUGGGCCAGUCAGCUGUGCCUCUGUCCCCACACUGAAACCACGUUAGCAACCGUUCCUCCUGAGAAGCAGAUAAGCGACUACGUGGGCAGCCUUGCGGCAGGGGCUGCAGCAUGCUCCCUGCGGGGGGCUGCAGAGCAGACGGCUCCUACAGACACGGCACCCAGGAUGCCAAGGCAGCUCGCACUCAGCGCGCAGGGCUCACAGCGGGAGCUCUCUCAUCUCCCUGGACCUUACACGCCGCAGGGCAGUGGUGCUGUGCUCCUUCUAUACACAUGGAAGCUGACGCACAGGCCCCGGUACCUGCCCCAGGACACAGGGCCGCCAGGCGGCACGGCCAGCACUGGUACUCGAGGACAGCUGACCUCAAAGCUUGUGUCCUCUCUCACACUGCCCCAAACUCCCAACCCAGGAAGCCCUGUGCCCCGAGGGGCUCCGGGACCCCUCAGCGGCGCUCCUGAGCCCUCAUGCAGCAACCACACCCUCCGGCCGGGGUCACAGGAUGACGUGCUCCUGGGACCACAGCCACCAAGCCACGUGUCGCCCGUCCAGGAGCCAGAAGGCCCAGCUCCCAGUCAGACCACGAGAACCUCAGUGGCUGUGGGGGACACACCCACACUCUGGGCCCCUGUUUCCUGGGGUAUAGAAUAAGUAAGCUGGACCAGAGAUAUCGGGGGGAUACCUUCCACCUUAAACAUUUCCACCCCAGGAUGAAGUUCAGCAAAACUUAUCCAGCAAGAACCGAAGUGAGGGGAUCAGGGACUCAUUCUCAGUGAGAGCCCUGGUGUUUCUUCCGUUCUACUGCCACCCAGAACCGGUCCUGGGGGAGGGGAGGGGCGCC
Molecule: messenger RNA, 1741 nt
Organism: Myotis brandtii (Brandt's bat)
Lineage: Eukaryota; Metazoa; Chordata; Mammalia; Chiroptera; Vespertilionidae
Exons: 2
Coding region: 604-1551 (315 amino acids)
Source: RefSeq, a predicted model, not a curated record